AGAGACGAAGCUUGCGGAGGUUUUUGCUCCGGCUUUGCUUUCUUCUUCUCCACUUACGAAGCUGCAGAGGAGAAUAUAAUCCGCGAUUCAAUGUUGAAUUAAUCGAAUUCUGUGAUUAACUUUGCGAUUCAGCAUUUGGGUUCGAAAAUGAUGUCUCCGAGGCCAGUUCCUGAAGAUCGAGGAGGAUCGUCUCCCCAUUUUAGGCAAACACCCUUUCAAAUAAUCCAUAUUAUUGGAAACUUCUUGAGAAUAUGGUCAAUUUACUCCCUGUACCGGUACUUGUCUGAAACGGGAGCUUCGGUUGUACUUUUUCUGUUCACCUGCCUGAUCCCAGCAUCCAUCCUAUUUCUAAUUAUGCAAAAGCCUUGGAAGGGCAGGCCGCUCUCAAAUACACAGGUGGUGCCUUCUGUAAUAAAUGGUGGCAUAACAGCUUUAUACUUUAUUUUGUGGGGAAAAGGCCUCAAAUCAUGUGGACCUCUGAGAGCUAUAUUAGCAGAGUAUUCUGGUGCUGUCCUUGGAGUACUGUCUGGAGUAUUAUAUGGGCGCAGGGGUCACGUUUGGAAAAAGGUAGGUGGGCUUAUUGCAAUGGUGGCAUCUUUCUACUUCUUAUCUCAAGGGUGGGCCAUGGAAACAUAUUCUCCAUUCUCAUUUAAAGAUAGCCUUGAUGAUGAGGUUCAGACGGAGCCAUUGUUAGGUAUAAAAGAGAUGGCCCUUCCAAUCUUUGCUGGCAUCUUAUCAGCAUUGAGGAGGGUGAUCGCACGGCGUGUUUCACUCAAGAAUCAACUUAAAAGGCGACUUAAUGCAAUAACUGUUGCCUCUGCAACAUGUUUCCUGUUCCCUGUGGCCAUGUGGGACAUGAUCAUAGGAUCACCUUCAAGUACCAGCGAUAAGGUGCCAUUCUCUACUUGGGCUUUUUUGAGCACCAUUCUUUUUGGAGUAAUCUUGAUAUUCUAUGUUGAUAGUAUGGCGGAAGAAAGGUUGCACAUGGUUUUCUCUUCUCCAAGGCAUUUAAUGGUAGCUGGAGGAUGCAUUAUCAUUAUGGAGAUUGUGUACAAAAUGGACUUUUCUCUUCCAGGCUUUCUAAUUUGCUGCUUAAUUUUGGGCUUUGGGAUAUAUGAGGCAACUUCUUUGGAACGUGGUAGAAAAGAUUCUUUUCAAACUGCAGAUUCAUCAAAUGGGAUGCUAGGGGACGAAAUUCAGAUGUCGUCACUUCCAACUUGAUUUAUGUUUACGUUUGGAUUACAAGUUGCAAUUGUGUCAGUAGCAAAUUCGUCGGCUGCAAGUAGCUACACAAAUGUUGGUCCACUGGUCAGAUGCUAGAAAACCAUAACCAGGAGGAGGGAAAUAUACGCGUUGCAAAACUUUACACAAACUCUGGAUUGUUGAAAUGGUAGGAAACUCCCAAGAAAUUUGUUGGUCAUCGAUCCUGAUGUGGAAUGUUGGUGGAUCGUGGCAGUAUUGAAUCUGUUGAAUCCAUUACCACUUAGAAAUGUGCCGUACAGUUCUAACCGGUGAUAGUUUACCAUCUGUUGAAGAAAUAUACUUGUACUAACUUUUCAGGAAUUAUACGAGAUCAUUUCUCUCUUAAAAUUCGUUUUUUGGCGUUGGAUUUUCGUCAAAUGGUUGGUGAAGAUUAUAUGUUAUGAUUUGUGUUUGGACUCGCA
Molecule: messenger RNA, 1664 nt
Organism: Pyrus x bretschneideri (Chinese white pear)
Lineage: Eukaryota; Viridiplantae; Streptophyta; Magnoliopsida; Rosales; Rosaceae
Product: zinc transporter 5
Exons: 11
Coding region: 148-1221 (357 amino acids)
Source: RefSeq, a predicted model, not a curated record